Molecule: messenger RNA, 2850 nt
Organism: Mesorhabditis spiculigera
Lineage: Eukaryota; Metazoa; Nematoda; Chromadorea; Rhabditida; Rhabditidae
Source: the annotation of a GenBank genome assembly
AUGAGGCUCUGGGUAAAUUUUUUCCUAUUCCUCGGAUUAGCAGUGUUAUCAUGGGCUGAGGAUGAUAAGCUAAGAUUCGAUUGUCACCCCGAAAAAGAUGCCAACAAGGACAACUGUGAGGCCAGAGGCUGCAUUUGGUCGCAACAUCAGUCAGAAGACACGUUCCUCCCAUGGUGCAUCCAGAAUCGCACGGCGAUCGGCUACCGGGUAACAGCUCAAAAUGGGAACACGGUUUCACUACAGAAAAACUCUGGCCCUAAAUCUCCGUGGGACCAAGACAUUGCGACGAUUACGAUGAAAACGAAGGAUAUCGACAACGUGCUAAAUGUAUGGAUUGGCGUUGAAGGGCGCUUUGAGCCGCAACUCGAUUUACCCAAGGAGACGGUGCCCGGCUCGGACUCGCUAUUCGUGACCAUCAACAACACCACGGACCCGUUCUCAUUCACCGUGAACCGGAAGAGCAACCAGCGAACGCUAUUCGACACCAGCAUUGGCGGGCUCAUUUUCACGGACCGCUUCAUCCAGAUCGCCACCUAUCUGCCGUCGGACCGGAUGUACGGAUGGGGCGAGAAUAUUCACCAAACGAUUAACCACGACUUGAGCCGAUAUUUGAGGUGGGGUAUGCUGGCCCGGGACGAGCCGCCGAAUAGCCAUGGUGUCGACACGAAGAAUCUCUACGGCGUGCACCCCUUCUAUAUGGUCCUCGAGCCCGAUGGCAAGGCGCAUGGUGUGUUGAUUCUGAACAGCAACGCCCAGGACUUGACGACGUUGCCCUACCCGGCGCUGAUCUACCGGACGAUUGGUGGAAAUUUGGACAUGUACUUCUUCCCGGGACCCACCCCCGAAGACGUUACCCGCCAAUACUACAACUUUAUUGGGCGCCCGUUUUUGCCAGCGUAUUGGGCCCUAGGAUAUCAGCUCUGCCGCUACGGGUAUAAAAGUCUGGACGAGGCCAAGUCGGUGAUCGCCGACGUUCGCGCGGCCGGCAUCCCGAUCGACGUGGCGAUGUUUGACAUCGACUACAUGAAUCGAUACAAGGACUUUACAGUUGGGGAUAACUGGUCCGACCUGUCCUCCUACACGUCGGUGAUGCACAGCUGGGGAAUGCGCCUGAUUCUGAUUUGGGAUCCGGCGAUUCAAGUGGAUUAUGACCCCUACCAGAGAGCGAUCGCUGCGGGCGCCAAAUUCAUCGAGUGGGACCAGAAAAGCCAAGUGCAAAACCAGAUCAACGAUCUGUACCCGUUGACGAAGGACACGACGACCAUGUUGGGAGUUGUAUGGCCCGAUCGUCACGUGGCGUUCCCGGACUUCCUCGACCCGACCGGCAAGACGUUGCAGUGGUGGCGGGAUGAGUUCAAGCGAUUCCACGAUCAGGUGGCCUUCGACGGCAGCUGGAUUGAUAUGAAUGAGCCGUCGGUGUUUGGGACAAAUGAUCAGCACCCAUGGUACUUCGACAACCCGGACCACCCCGAUGAUCCGCCGCUCUUCUGCCCGACCACCGGAGAUGAUGCCUACUGGGAGAACGCACCCUACCUCACCCAGACCGCGUUCAACUUUGAUGGGGGCGCGCUCUGGACAAAGACGCUGUGCAUGUUGGCGCGGACGGCCAACCGCACCCAGCGCUUCUACAACACAAAGAAUUUAUACGGUUGGUCGGAAGCCAAGGCGACAAUCGACGCGCUGCAGGGAACGACGGGGCAGCGUGGCGCUGUCAUUACGAGAAGCACUUUCCCGUCAAUCGGACGCUACGCGGGGCACUGGCUAGGUGACAACACGGCCAGAUGGGAUGACCUGAAGACGUCGGUCGUCGGCGCCCAAGAAUUCAACCUGUUCGGCAUCCCGUACGUCGGCUCCGACGUGUGCGGCUUCAUCUCGGCGACAAACGAGGAGCUGUGCUUGCGGUGGCAGCAGAUGGGCUCGUUCCACUCGUUCUUUAGAAACCACAACGACAACGGCUCGCCGCCGCAGCAGCCCACCGUUUGGCCGAGCGUGGCAAACGCGACGCGAAAGGCGAACCUUUAUCGCUACCAACAUUUGCCGUAUUUGUUUUCAUUGCACUUUGCGGCCUCGUUGCGCGGUACCCCGGUGAUACGCCCCGUGUUCUUCCACUAUCCCACCGACGAAUACGCGGCCACGCUGUCGCAUCAAUUCAUGUGGGGUCCGGCUAUCAUGGUGGCCCCCGUCACGGACCCGGGUGUAAUGACGCAGCGGGUCUAUUUGCCGUCCGACACUUGGUACUCCAUCUACGACUACAAGCAGAACCUGCGCGUCGCCAGCGGGUACGCCGAUUGCCAAGCGCCCACCACCUACGGCGUGCCGGCCUUUAUUCGAGGCGGCUACAUCGUACCCCGGCAAACACCAGACAUCACAACGGAAGCCGCGCGGAAAAACCCGUUCGGGCUUCUAGUGGCUGUCGAUUCAGGAGCUAAUCAUACGGCAUCUGGCGAGCUAUUCUGGGACGACGGCGUCUCCAUCGUUGACGAUAUCCGCCAGGCAAACUACUACAGCUUCAAGUUUUCGUUUGCCGACUUGCCGACAUCGGGAUUGCUGACGAUUGAGGCUGUUAGUGUGGCGAAAAAUCUGCCACUACCCACGCUCGAUGAGAUCAUAGUGCUCGGCUAUACAAACCAGCCGGAUCUGACGAAAGCCACGCUGAACGGCCAACCCAUCAACAUCAAUGUGCAGACGAGCGGAUACAGUCCACUCACGCAGGUGCUCACCAUCCGAACCCAAGGCCUGAUCGAUUUGACCAAGUCCACGGCAUUCAGUCUCAAAUGGCCCGUCGUGAAGCUGGGCAACGAGUUGAACAACAACAAGAUCAACAACGAUCACCCACACCAAGAGCUGAUU